CGCAACAGUUAUCUUACCGAUAAAAUAAACAAUAUAUAUGAACUUAAUAUUUAUCUUAUCUUAUAUUUUUAUACCUAUGCGACGUCGCGCUUCGAUCUGUUGUUAGUCUGUUUCAGUUUUCACGUGUGAUAGUUACCAGUACAGUGUUAAGUGUUUUAAAUUUAAUUUUAAAUAAAAUGGAAACAAAAACUGAAUUUUAUAAUUUAUUUGAGAAAUUGUUGUCCGAAAAAAGAGAAGAUAAUUCAUCUUAUUUAUCAGAUGAAAAAUAUUUAAAUAUAAUUAAUGAAUUGAAAGGCAACCAUAAAUCUCGUCGUUUAAAUAAAUUUGAAAUUAUUAAUAUCGGAGGAGAAGAAAAACUUAUAGCACCCGUCGAAAAAGGUAGUACUAAUUUACUUUAUUACGUAAAAAAUAAUGAAUUAUAUGAUAUACUAAAUGAAAUACACCUUAAUAUUGGUCACGGUGGUAAGCAUCGAAUGAUGGCAGAAAUAAAAAAAAAAUACAAAAAUUUGACUCAAGAAGUUGUACUUAUGUAUUUAAAAUUUUGCGGACCUUGUCAAACAAAACUGUCAUCUAAACGAAAAGGCCUUGUAGUUAAACCAAUUAUUCAUUCAGAAAUGAAUAGUCGUUGCCAGGUGGAUCUUAUUGACAUGCAAUCGCAGGCCGAUGGUGAAUUUCGAUUUAUUAUGGUUUACCAAGACCAUUUAACAAAAUUUGUUCAGUUACGGGCUUUAAAGUCAAAAACGGCCGAAGAAGUAGCGAACAAUAUUUUGGAUAUAUUUUGUAUUUUUGGAGCACCGGUAAUUUUACAAUCCGACAAUGGGCGAGAAUUUGUCAAUAAAAUUAUAAACGACUUAAAAAUUAUGUGGCCUACGCUAAAAAUCGUGCACGGUAAACCGCGCCAUAGCCAAAGUCAAGGUAGCGUGGAAAGGGCUAAUCAAGAUAUACAAAAUAUGUUGAUCACUUGGAUGCAAACUAAUAGCGUAAAAUCAUGGAAAGAAGGGUUGAGAUUUGUGCAGUUAAUGAAGAAUAAAGCGCUUCAUUCUGGUAUUCAAAGGUCACCGUACGAGGCAAUGUUUGGAACAGAUAUGAGAGUUGGUUUGACUACACAUUUUCCUAGCGAAUCCGUUGAUAAAAUCAAUUCUGAAGAUGAUCUAGAAAUAUUUUUAAACAAUAUCAAUGUAGAAGAAGAUGUGAAUGCAAAAAAUAAUAUUCAAGUGGUGAAUGAAGCAUCAAAGGACGAAGGGUUGUGUGACUUAAUAUCUAUAAGACAGAAAUCAAUCGAUAAUAAUAGAAAAAAUUCUGAAAUUUGUUUGACAAAUCAAGCUGAAAAAAUGAAAUUUAGGUCUAUCCAUAAGUUUCCCCCAGCUAACGUCGGAGAUAGUGUGAGAGUCACUUUACCCGAUGUCGACAGAGGACGAGCAGACCCAAGAAAUAUUUUAUUUGCAGUUGUGGCUAUUGAGAACGAACAAUAUUAUAAACUUGGUAAUAAAUAUGGUACUUUGCCACAGUUAUAUACCAGA
Molecule: messenger RNA, 1520 nt
Organism: Acyrthosiphon pisum (pea aphid)
Lineage: Eukaryota; Metazoa; Arthropoda; Insecta; Hemiptera; Aphididae
Product: KRAB-A domain-containing protein 2-like
Exons: 3
Biological process (GO): DNA integration
Molecular function (GO): nucleic acid binding
Source: RefSeq, a predicted model, not a curated record